UUGUUUUCAAAAUCAUGGCAAACAGAGGGAGAUUCAAAAAUAAUUUAAUAACACACGAUUUCGUGUUUGAUGCUGGACUGGGUUUAACAGUAAGAGCAAAAUUAGUUGUAGAAAUCAUCAAGUAUUUAAUGUACCAGAGGCAGCAACUCCCCUUGGCGUUAGACCAACUGAAAAAGAAUAUCAACACUGAUACAGCGAAGGGGCAACAACAGACAGAAGUUAAGGCACGGUUGGACAAACGAACUAACAGACGGGAACUCCAAAACGCCAUUAAGGCUGUCGGUAAUCUCGACCAAAUAUUUGACGAGAUCUCACAGGCGUUCGAAAUUUGUUCCGAAAUCAGAAGCGUUUUGAUACUGUUUGGAACUACUCCGGUUAGCCCAAAGGAGUCGUAUUUACUGACUAUGCCUGUACUGCACCCGGAACAUGACAGCGUUAGUGUAAGGAAUUCGAUUAAGUCACUCUUCCGACAAAUCAUAACGCAGGACGUAUUGGGAGAUGUCAAGACCAUAUCUCCGACAAAUAUGACUGUGAUGGUUAACGCGCCUAAAAAUAGCGGGAUCACGUGGUUUCUUCCCAAACCUCAUUUCAAAGUUCCGGUUCGGGGUAGACGCCAUGUGUUUAACUUGAAUUGCGACUACCCGCAUCCUGUCAAUCACAGCAUUGACUGUGGUAAUGAAACAGCAGAAAUAUCGGGAAUCGAACCGCUGGAAUCUUCUGCUAACGACAUCUCGAUGGUGAAUUUCGCGACUCGACUCUCGUUGUCCGGGGACGAGGAAUCUUUACAGGAUUCUACCAGAAGUCUACUUGAACCGUUUGACUUCUCGCAAUCUGCAAGCGCUACUUCGCUAACCGCUUCAGGCUCGUCUGUUUUAACCUCUAAUGACGUCACUGUCGUCCAAGAGAAAAACCAAUCGAACUCUUCUAUCGAUAUGGUUUGCAAUAAAAGUAACAAUGCUGAAUCCAUCGUGAAGGAUAUUCCCUCAGUGUUUACACCUCAGACCCUUACAAACAUCACAGAGGACAUACUGUCGGCGUAUGUGUGGUUUCAGGCCCCUGUCUUUGUAAAGGGAUACAAGGACAAGAGUUCGAAGUCCUCCAUAUUUAUGUAAUAUAAAUAUUUUUAAAACAUAAACCAUUUUCUUCUUUAAACUUGGUUACAAGGCUCAAAGGUUAAUUUAUUAACGCACAUGCACAUAUGUUUAUUAAAGA
Molecule: messenger RNA, 1212 nt
Organism: Saccostrea cuccullata (small rock oyster)
Lineage: Eukaryota; Metazoa; Mollusca; Bivalvia; Ostreida; Ostreidae
Exons: 2
Coding region: 15-1112 (365 amino acids)
Biological process (GO): regulation of exit from mitosis
Cellular component (GO): nucleus
Source: RefSeq, a predicted model, not a curated record